This is a messenger RNA of Cornus florida, 2101 nucleotides long. Its product is annotated as protein NRT1/ PTR FAMILY 2.8. NCBI's taxonomy places the organism in Eukaryota, Viridiplantae, Streptophyta, Magnoliopsida, Cornales, Cornaceae. The record is from RefSeq and is a predicted model, not a curated record. Bases 124 to 1839 code for a protein of 571 amino acids. Gene Ontology annotation, cellular component: plasma membrane. Gene Ontology annotation, biological process: transmembrane transport. The transcript has 3 exons. Gene Ontology annotation, molecular function: transmembrane transporter activity.
CCAUUUUUAACUAUUUCAGCAAUUUGGUUUUUCUCUCUCUCCCCACCUCUAAUGGAGGAAAUUGAAAAAAUUAGGAAUGUUAAGUGGAGAGAGAAAGAGAGAGGGUGAGAGAGACAGGGGGGCAUGGAGAUGGAGGAAGAAAAACAUUCUUCCACAAGGGGAGAAAAUCCUCCUCCUCCUCCAAGAUUAAAACCAGGAGGAUGGAUAGCCAUAGCAUACAUCCUAGGUAAUGAAACAUUCGAGAGGUUGGCUUCCAUGAGUUUGAUAUCUAAUCUUACGGUGUACCUGCACACACAAUAUAACAUUGGUGGUAUACUGUUGGUUAAUACAGUCAAUAUCUGGUCUGGCUCCUCCAACGUUACCACAAUUGCUGGUGCUUUUCUUGCUGAUGCUUAUCUGGGCAGGUUCCUCACUAUCCUCUUUGGCUUGAUCAUUUCUUCCUUGGGGAUGGGUAUGGUAGCAAUAACUGCAGGCACACCACAGCUUAGACCCCCUGACUGCCAUGGCGAGUCCAGUUGCCCCCAGCCUAAGACAUGGCAGCUGGUAUUCCUUUUCUCGAGUCUUGGACUAUUAGCAAUAGGUUCAGGGGGCAUCAGGCCCUGCAACAUUGCCUUCGGUGCUGAUCAAUUCGACACCAGAACAGAAAAGGGUAAAUCACAGCUCAAGAGUUUCUACAAUUGGUGGUACUUCUCAUUCACAAUUGCUCUCUUGGUCGCUCUCACCGCUGUCGUCUACAUUCAAACCAAUGUGAGUUGGGUUUGGGGUUAUGCCAUUCCAACUGCCUGCUUUGCCCUCGCCAUACUCAUUUUCUUAUGUGGGCGCCCUGUUUAUGUUUGCAUUGAGCCCCAAGGAAGCGUUCUCGUGGACAUGAUCAAGGUGAUCAAUGCUGCCAUUAGAAAGAGAUGUGUAACUCUGGGGCCAGACUCUAAGUUCUAUGAUCCUCCCAGUGAGGACUCGAACCAGAAACCGUAUUUUCUUGCUCGCACCAAUAGGUUUAAGUACCUUGACAAGGCUGCAAUCAUUUGUGAUCCAACUGAAGUGAAUGCUGAAGGUGUUCAAAGUAAUAGUUGGAGACUUUGUAGUGUGCAACAGGUUGAACAACUAAAAUGUGUCGUAGGAAUUGUGCCAGUUUGGUUUACGGGAAUCGCUUGUUUCAUAGCCAUGGAUCAGAUGAGUACAUUUGGAAUCCUCCAAGUCCUCCAAUCAAAUAGGUCGAUUGGCAGCUUCAAGGUGCCACCGGCAUGGAUGGGCCUCUCAUCAAUGAUUGCACUUGCGUUAUGGAUUUUCAUUUAUGAGUGUAUCUAUGUCCCUUAUGCUCAAAAAAGCACAGAAAAAGAUAUAAGAAUGUCUACGAAAAGAAAAGUACAAAUUGGCAUUGUGAUGUCAAUUAUUUGCAUGUUGGUAGCAGGGUUUGCAGAGCAAAUACGUCGCGAAUCAGCUCUAAAACAGGGCUCCUUUGCUUCACCAAUUAGUGUUGCACUACUCUUGCCUCAGUUCGCCUUGUCGGGUAUGAUUGAAGCAUUUUCUGCAGUCGCAAUCAUGGAGUUCUUCAACAACCAGAUGCCAGCGAGCAUGAGAAGUAUGGCUGGCUCACUCUUCUUUCUCAGCUUAUCUAUGGCAAGCUAUCUCAGCUCUGUUCUUUCCAAUCUUGUCCACACUUUAAGUCAAUCUAAAGGAAAACCACCAUGGGUAGGUGGUCAUGAUCUUAAUUCCAAUAGACUUGAGUACUUCUAUUUCAUCAUUGCUGCUUUAGGAGGUAUAAACUUCAUAUACUUCAAUUUCUUUGCUUGCCAUUACAUGUUUAGUGAUGUUGGAAGCCAAUACAUUGAUUCCCUCUAAGAUAUAUCAUGAGGGUGGAGCUUGUUCGAUCCAUUUUUGACCAAGAAAUUAAUGGUUAGGAAAUUGGAAACAACUGACCUUCUCCAGACACUGCAAGAUGAGAACCUUGUGCACUAGGCUAGCGCUUUUUUAAAGCUAUAUCUAUAAUACGCAUUACAUAUGUAGAACAUGUUGAUCAUUUACACUGGACAUUUUCUCUGACAGGUUGUGUAAAGUUAAUUUUUAUUUGUAAGGAUACAUUUUAGUGAAUUCAAUACAUUGU